Molecule: messenger RNA, 3633 nt
Organism: Sporothrix brasiliensis 5110
Lineage: Eukaryota; Fungi; Ascomycota; Sordariomycetes; Ophiostomatales; Ophiostomataceae
Product: sodium/potassium-transporting ATPase subunit alpha
Exons: 5
Coding region: 1-3633 (1210 amino acids)
Biological process (GO): proton transmembrane transport; potassium ion import across plasma membrane; intracellular potassium ion homeostasis
Cellular component (GO): membrane
Molecular function (GO): ATP hydrolysis activity; P-type sodium:potassium-exchanging transporter activity; ATP binding
Source: RefSeq, a predicted model, not a curated record
AUGGUUGUUGAAAACACGCUCAUCUGGCAAAAAGCCGACGACGAGGAAAAGGGCGGUGUCCGUGCCUCUCGCCAUGACCGAUUCGCCUUGGAAAAGGGUGAGGGUAGUGAUGAGAACGACGAUGGCUCGCCUUCGUCUUCCAGUGGCGGCGCCCGUAUGCGCAAUAGGUCGACCCGUCAGCGGUCACGCUCGUCACGCCGCUCCAUUGACCCAUCUGCUGCUCUUCCCAUCCAGUACCGCACACUCUCCCAGGACAUUGAUGAUGCCGAGCGCCAGCGCAAGGGCGAACAGGCCAAGGCCAAGGAUGCCAUGGUGUCGAAAUUCGAGGCCAUCGACUGGCACAAGAUCUCCUCGGCCGAGCUCGAAAAGCGCCUCGACACUAGCAUCGUCGCUGGUCUGUCGGCCGACACGGCCAAGGACCGCCUCCGCGCGCACGGCGCCAACGCCAUCUCGCCCCUGCCCAACCCGUGGUUCGGCAAAGUCGUCGGGUACUUCUUCAAGGGCUUCGGAUCCAUCCUGGCGGUUGGCGGCAUCUUGGUGUUUCUGUCAUGGAAGCCGCUCGGCGAGCCGGCACCCGCUGUUGCCAACUUGGCCCUUGGCAUUGUCCUGAUUGCCGUCUUCCUCAUCCAGGCUGCCUUCAAUGGCUGGCAGGACUGGUCCUCGUCGCGUGUGAUGCAGUCCAUCACCGCCAUGCUUCCGGCCUCGUGCCACGUCUUUCGCGAGAACGGCACCCAGACGGAGAUUGCCGCUGCCGACCUCGUGCCCGGCGAUGUGCUGCUGCUGACGGCCGGCGACCGCAUCCCUGCCGAUGUCCGUUACGUGCGCGUGUCGCACGACAUGACGGUGGACCGGGCCGUCUUGACGGGCGAGUCGAAGCCGAUCAAGGCCAGUGCGUCCGAGGGCCGCACGGCGUCCGCCAGCGACAACUACCUCGAGACCAACUGCAUUGGCCUGCAGGGCACGCACUGCGUGACGGGCACGGCGCGCGCAGUGGUGGUGGCAACGGGCGAUUCCACCGUGUUUGGUCAGAUUGCCAAGCUGACGAGCACGCCCAAGGCGGGACUGACAACGAUGGAACGCGAGAUUCUGCGCUUUGUGCUGCUCAUCUUUGUCAUCAUGGUGACCUGGAUUGUCGUGCUCGUGGCUGUCUGGUAUGUCUGCCUCUUCCUGUGCAUACUCAUUGCCCUGGUCUAUCAAGCCUUGGGACGGGCCGGCUGGCUGCGCAAGGCGCAUCCCGACUGGAUUAGCGUGCCGAUGCUGAUUGUCAGUGCCGUCAGCGUGGCCAUUGCCUAUAUUCCCGAAGGCCUGCCCAUUGCCACGACGGCGAGCUUGACCAUCACGGCCAAUCUCAUGAAGAAGCAUCGUAUCCUGUGCAAGUCGCUCAAGACCGUCGAGACGUUGGGCGCCGUGUCCGUCAUUUGCUCCGACAAGACCGGCACUCUGACCAAGAACAAGAUGUACGUCACCGACUGCUCGCUGGGUGUCACGACCUACACCACCGACGAGGCGGUGCUGCUGGCUGAAGGUGCCGCCGCCUCCGCGUUCCCGUCGCCCUUGAACCAGCUGCGUGCUGGCGCGGGACUGUGCAACACCGCCGAGUUUGAUACAGCCGCCGAAGACAAGGAUGAUGUCGAGGCCAAUGGUACCAAGAAAGAGCGCCGCAUCUUUGGUAACGCCACGGACCAGGCCGCACUGCGUCUCGCCGACAGGCUGGGCCCCAUUGGUGAGCUGCGUGCCGCCUGGACCACCGUCGCCGACCUCGCCUUUGACAGCAAGACCAAGUACAUGGCCACCGCCCUUGCCCUCGACGACACCGGCAACAACAACAGCAUGGCACACCAGUGCCUGACCCACGGCGAGGUGGUGGACAGCACGUUUGGGAAAGCCAACCGCAGUGCGCCGGCUCUGCCGCUGCCUGCCGUUCAACAGAACACGCUCCUGUUUCUCAAGGGCGCUCCGGACAUGCUCCUCGACAAGUGCACGCGCAUUGUGCAGGCGGGCGUCGGCGAGGGGGGCAGCAGCGUCGUCGCCUUGACGCCCGCGACGCGUGCCGCCGUGCAGCAGACCAAGGACACCUGGUCCGUCGAGGGCCGCCGUGUGAUUCUCGUCGCGCGCAAGAUUCUUGCUCCUGGUGUGCUCGUCAGCGGCGCCGCGGCCAAGAACGACGAGCGCCUCAAGAGCGAGGUGCACGCUGGCGCGUUCACGCUGAUCGGCUUGCUGGCGCUCAUGGACCCGCCACGCGACGAGAUCCACGACGUGAUGCAGACGCUGCGCGGCGCCGGCAUUCGCUCGGUCAUGGUGACGGGUGACUUUGGUCUGACGGCGCUUGCGAUUGCGCGCCAGUGCGGCAUGGUGAGCACGCGUGCGGUGCACGGCAUGGCCGAUCUGGUCCGGUCCCCCAGCAAGAGCGUCGGCGCGUCCAGCGAGAAGACCGACGCGGCACCGUCCGCGGCUCGCAAGUGGGCUGCCAAACUGCAUGUGGCCCGCGCCGACGCUGCUCCGAUGGAUCAUCACCUGCCGCCCACGCCCCCGCAAACAACGGCCCUGCUUCUGACCGGUGCCGACCUGCUCAAGGUCAAUGACUACCAAUGGGACCAGAUCUGCUCGGCGACCCACUACCCGGAGAUUGUUUUUGCCCGCACCACGCCCGACCAGAAGCUGCGCAUUGUUCGCGCGUUCCAGGCGCGCGGCGCCGUUGUGGCCAUGACGGGCGACGGCGUCAACGACGCACCCGCUCUCAAGGCUGCCGACGUUGGCAUUGCGCUGGCCGGGGGCUCGGACAUUGCUGUCGAGGCUGCCGACAUGGUGCUGCUUGGCGGGUCGACGUUUGCGAGCGUGGUCGCGGCUGUGCGCUAUGGCCGUCUUGUGUUUGACAACAUGAAGAAGAUCAUCGCGUACCUGCUGCCGGCCGGAUCGUGGUCUGAGUUCUGGCCUGUGUUCACGAAUGUCAUUCUGGGCCUGCCGCAGAUCCUGUCGUCAUUCUUGAUGAUUAUUAUUUGCUGCUUCACCGACUGCAUCGCUGCUAUUGUUCUCGCGUACGAGACCCCCGAGGCCGACCUCCUGCUGCGCCCACCCCGCAACCUGCGCACCACCCGCCUCGUCAACUGGCAGCUCAUGUUUCAUGCGUAUGGCUUUGUCGGCAUGUUUGAGGUCGUCCUCAGCUUCACCAUGGCCUACUGGUACCUCGUGCGCCGCGGCGUGCCCUUUGGCGAGCUGUGGCUGUCCUUUGGCAACUACGACGCGGCCUUUUUGGCCACCGUCGACGGCCUGGACGGCCUCACGGCGCGCAUCAACGAGGCCAGCUCGGUGUAUUUCAUCACCCUCGUCGUGCUGCAGUGGUUCAAUCUCAUGGCCGUGCGCACACGCCGCCUCUCGCUGUUCCAGCACCCGCCCGCGUUCAACAAGGCGACGCAGAACCUGCUGCUGUUCCCGGCCAUUGUCUUGUCGCUGGGCAUCGCCGUCAUCUGGCUGUACAUUCCGCAGCUGCAGGUUGUGCUGGGCACGUCGGGCGUGCCGGCCGAGUACUACUUCUUGCCCAUGGCGCUGGGACUGGGCCUCCUGGGCCUCGACGAGGCGCGCAAGGCAUCGGUGCGUCGCUGGCCCAAUGGCCUUCUGGCCAAGAUGGCCUGGUGA